Messenger RNA from Sesamum indicum (sesame), 672 nucleotides. RefSeq lists its product as uncharacterized. The record is from RefSeq and is a predicted model, not a curated record. Lineage: Eukaryota; Viridiplantae; Streptophyta; Magnoliopsida; Lamiales; Pedaliaceae.
UGGAUGAAUUCAGAAAUGGAGGUAGAAAUUACCUUUAAAAAAAGAAAAAAGGCGACUUCCUCUGAUGAAAAGCGAUUGAAAAAUUGGCGAAUGAGUGCAGGGGGAGCAUUUGGUGGAAAUAGAGGGGCAAGACCAGUGCCGCCUGAAAAAGGGGUCUUCCCUUUGGACCAUAUGCAUCUGUGUGAUCUGGAAAAGAAAGAGUACAUUAACUGUCUUAAGACUUCAGGUCAUAAAUCCGAAAAAUGUAGACAAUUCUCUAAGAAGUACCUGGAAUGCCGUAUGGAAAAGAAUUUGAUGGCAAAACAAGAUAUGUCAGAACUUGGAUUUAGAAAGGAUGAGGAAUCACAAGCUUCUGCAGACGAAAGCGAGAGUGCAAGGAUAGAUAAAUGAAGAUUUUGACACCACAGUUGCAAACUGUACAUCUGCGAGCUGACUGAAAACAUUUUCCCAAUGUAUUUGUAUGGCAUAAACAGAGCUCAUCGGCCAAUGAACUUUAAACCUCUAUCCCAGAGUUCCACAAUACUAUUCCACCAUACACAUUCUGGCCCGUCCUUUCAAUCUUAGCAUCUGUUAUGGCAGAAAGAUGAGAGUUAUAGCCAAGACAGGGCAAGUUAGUUUUGUUAACAUCUGAUUUUUAUGUCUACCUUCAGAAAUCAAGAAAAUAUCAAGAAA